Molecule: messenger RNA, 2546 nt
Organism: Vespa velutina
Lineage: Eukaryota; Metazoa; Arthropoda; Insecta; Hymenoptera; Vespidae
Product: E3 ubiquitin-protein ligase TRAIP-like
Exons: 6
Coding region: 1226-2317 (363 amino acids)
Source: RefSeq, a predicted model, not a curated record
CUCGUCGAUGUUGCGUUGCCGUUAAUCAACAGGCUAAAGCGCUAUGAUCGGUCAGCUUCUUUGAUUAUCUCGUGAUAGAAAAAGUGAUAGGGAACGAGUAGAGAGUGAGAGCGAUAGGAGAAUCCGACAACGAACGGGAAAAAUGAGAAAAGUUAUUUGGGGUUGCGUUUGCGAUCGAUUGGACGUCUAACGAUGGAGUGGGAGGAAAGAGAGAGAGAGAGAGAGAGGGAGGGAGAGAGAGAGGGAGAGAGAGAGGGGAGAGGGAUGUAAAGAAAAAAAGCAUUUAACCGCGAUGCCUGAUCGAAGCGGUACCGAAGCAAAGGCCGAAUGUAGUUUAUUUGUUUUCGCGAAUUGGUCCAAAGUACGUUCUUCCUAGGACGAUAUCAAUGACGGGGCCGCAACCUCUCGACCACCGCCGCUUCCUUCACCGUAAACACGAGAAAGUACCCUCCUCGCCUCAUCGCUCCUACGCGUUUCAUCGAAAAGAAACUCGCCUACCACCGAGAAACGUAGGGUUAUCUCUCUCUCUAUCGCGAUUCAUUCUCGAAAAGCACGUUCCUCCUCGUGUUUUUCAUCUUUCCCGUUCUCUCUUUCUCUCUCUCUCUCUCUCUCUCUCUCUCUCUCUCUCUCUCUUUCUCUCUCGAAAUGAUGAUAAUUACGUCGACGAUGUUGACGAUGAAGAUGAUAUUUCCGAUUCUUUUUCUGGUUCCUAUAAAAGAAUACGAGUUUCUUUCGAAAUCAUACGCAACGCGAAAAAGAGAUGGAUAGAGAUGGUUAUUACCGAAAUGAACGAUGGUGGAUACGAUAAAAGGGCACGAGUAACAAGAAGAAAAUGAGAGAAAACGAAAUUGUACAUAAAUCGUGCCGCCAAUAGAUAAGACAAUUUAAAUGCGAAAAAUGAGAGGGAAUAUAAAGACUCGACGAUAAGACGAGAAGACUCAACGAAUCAAAAUGAUGAAACUGAACUAGUGAUUUACUUACACAACCUGAUGAUAUUUUCUAUACACGAUGCGGACAUGUCUUUCAUUUUAAAUGCCUUAGCCAGUGGCUAGAGAGGUCGAAAACUUGCCCACAAUGCAGGGAAAAAGUAACGCACAAUCGUAUUCACAGAUUGUAUCUGACUGUGUCGAACGAAACUACGGUAGAAAGUGAUCCUUAUACCCAAGAUAAACUUGCGAGCCUCAAGUUUCAAAUUCUGUUGAAAGAAAAGGAUAUAAAUUAUUUCAUGUCCAAAAACAGUACGUUAGAGAAACAAAAUGCAGGCCUGAGAAGGGAGGUAAGGAAAUUGGAGAGUGAAACCAAAGAGAAAAACUCUGGUAUAUAUGCGUUGAAGGAACAGACCAAAUAUUUUAAGGAACAACUCGUGGGAUACGAAAGCGCCAAGAAGGAAAUUAUACAAUUGAAGAAAAAACUUGAAGAACUGAGAAAUAUACAAAUGUUAUUAGACGCACCAAUUGAAGACAUUAAAGAUAUAAUUGGAAGGGAUAAAGAUCCUGCUACUCUUCUGACGUACAUAACCAUCAUGAAAAAAGAAACUAUGUCUAAUUUAAGCAAGAUCAGAUGUUUAAAAAUUAAAGUGAAGAAUCUUCAAGAUGAACAUGCCAAAUUAACUAUGACAUCUUCGCAAUGCUAUUCGAACAACAGAUUACUCAAAGAGUUUACAAAUUGUAAAAAAGAAAAAUUGGCGUUACAAACGAGAGUCAACGAACUCGAAAAGAUUCUUGGUAUUGCAGAAAAUUCCGAUCGUGUGGUUACGGGCACACUGAAAAAUGUCAAAGGAAAAGAUGAAGUUACGCAAGAGGAAUGUUUGACUAGUGCUACGUUAAAAAAAUCAGUUGUUAAGAAGAGGACGCAUACAAUUUCUUCUCCAACAAAGCAUAACAGAGAACAUGUAUGUCAACAAGAGAAAAGAAUGUUAUUUACAAUUUAUUAUUUUCAUUACUUAUUUUUCUAUCGUUAUAAUUUCUUUAUCUUCCUUAAACAGAUUGUAUCAAAGAGUAAUAUAGAAAAGAACGAUGCGUCUUCUUCGAUCGUAGAAAUAAUGGAUAAUGAAUGUUCGAAAAACUAUUCCAAAUUAAGGAACUUGGACAGUGAUACUUCUAUACCCUUAAAGAAAACUAGAUUCUCUAAAAUGCAUGAGGAAACGAAUGAUGAAAAUGAUGUGCUUUUUGAUAAUAGCAUUGAAAAUCUAUUACAUAUAUGUAAACAUGCUGAUACAAGUACAAAUGCGGUCUCGAAGGCAUCUAAAGAAAAAACUGAAAGAGAAAAAUCAAGUAAAAUGAAACAUCAUGAAGAAGACAUUAUUGAUUUAACAUAAUACUCUCUUGCAUACACGUGAUUAAUCGUAAUAGUAUUCCUAAUUCAUAAUUUUUUUAUAGUACAGUAUUUUUCACUCCUGAUCUGAUUUGUUGCCCAACUAGUAAAUUAAGGGAUGUUUUGACAAUUGAUACGUGCACGUAUGCAUGCGUGCGUGCGUAGAUAUACAUCAUUAUGCAAAAGCAAAAAAGACUAUAGUACCUUUAUCAAUAAUAAUAACGGAGAACAUA